Miscanthus lutarioriparius is the source of this 1317-nucleotide messenger RNA. NCBI's taxonomy places the organism in Eukaryota, Viridiplantae, Streptophyta, Magnoliopsida, Poales, Poaceae. The record is from the annotation of a GenBank genome assembly.
AUGGCGGCCUCCGCGUCCUCCCUCCUUGCAGCCGCCGCAUCCUCAUCCUGCGCGGCCAUCUCUCCCCGGCUCCCUCGUGGAGCUCCGGCCGCCGCCUCCGUCCCCUCGCCGUCGCGUCACUCCUGCUAUUCCCUCCGCGCUUCCCCUGCGAGGCGCCAUCGGAGCCGCUUCGUAGCCAGCACCGCUCCCACGAUGCAGCCUCCGGCGGAGUCCAGGGUCUCCACGGUAGUCGAUGUCGACCUCGGCGACCGUAGCUAUCCGAUUUACAUCGGCGCAGGCCUUCUCGACGAACCGGACCUGCUGCAGAGGCAUGUUCAUGGUAAGAGGGUUCUGGUGGUGACCAACACGACCGUCGCGCCGCUUUACCUCGAGAAGGUGACAUGGGCACUCACCCACAACAACCCGAAUGUGUCAGUGGAGAGCGUGAUCCUGCCCGACGGCGAAAAGUACAAAGAUAUGGACACGCUGAUGAAGGUCUUUGACAAGGCAGUAGAGUCCCGGUUUGACCGCCGGUGCACAUUUGUAGCACUGGGUGGUGGCGUCAUUGGGGACAUGUGUGGGUUUGCAGCUGCUGCAUUCCUCCGCGGCGUCAAUUUCAUACAGAUACCAACUACUCUGAUGGCCCAGGUGGAUUCAUCUGUUGGUGGGAAAACCGGGAUUAACCACCCACUCGGGAAGAACUUGAUUGGGGCAUUCUACCAGCCACAAUGUGUUCUAAUUGACACAGAUACACUGAACACAUUGCCUGACAGGGAGCUGGCUUCAGGCAUCGCCGAGGUAGUAAAGUAUGGGCUCAUAAGGGAUGCACCAUUCUUUGAGUGGCAAGAGAAGAACAUGCCGAAAUUGUUAGCAAGAGAACCAAAUGCUUUGGCCUAUGUUAUCAAGAGAUCAUGUGAAAACAAAGCUGAGGUGGUUGCACAAGAUGAGAAGGAAAGUGGUCUACGAGCAACACUAAACCUGGGUCACACAUUUGGCCAUGCUAUCGAGACUGGGCUUGGAUAUGGAGCAUGGCUCCAUGGGGAGGCUGUCGCAGCUGGAACAGUUAUGACAGCUGAUAUGUCUUACCGCCUGGGGUGGAUAGAUGAGUCCCUAAAAAAUCGUGUGGUUGACAUACUAAAGCAAGCCAAGGUUCCCAUUGCACCUCCAGAGGCCAUGACCGUGGAGAAGUUUAAAAACAUCAUGGCUGUUGACAAGAAGGUAGCUGAUGGUCUGUUGAGACUCAUCCUUCUGAAAGGACCACUAGGGUGCUGUGUCUUUACGGGGGAUUAUGACCGGAAUGCACUCGAUGAAACCCUUCAUGCAUUCUGCGACAACUGA